AUGAAGGGAAAUCGCCAGCAUCUACUAAGUCUAGGUCGCAGAAGUCAGCAACGCACGAAGACGCUGUUUCGGGCGCUCGAAGAGGGCGACGUUGCCACGAUGAAUCUGAUGCUCAAGGAGGGCGGCCUGCGGAUCAACGAUCGCUCAGAAGGGCAAACUCUUCUACAUAUCGCCGUCCUUCAUGGACGCUGCAUCACGGUCAUCCGGCGUCUCGUUCGAGCAGGGUGUCUCAUCAACUCCACCGGCCCCACGGGAGACACGGCUCUACACCUGGCAGUUCAAUACCAUAGAAUCCACAUCGCCGUUGAGCUGAUAAGGCUUGGCGCCAACGUUCACGCUACAAACAAUCAUGGCGAAACUGUACUCCAACUUGCAGUGGCCAACAAAAGUCACGUGGACUUACUCGCAGAGAUGAUACCAAAUGGUGAACGGUAUCGUGAGCAGAGAUUUUAUGGGAUAGCCUCCCUCCGUUUGGCUACUGCAGCGGAGUGGAGGCCACGUGACUGGAUUCCGGCGCUCGUCUCAAGCUACAGAGGCGAGACUAUCUACAGCGAAGAGUUGCGAAGACUCGUGAAAAUACUGCUGGAUACUGGCGCGGACGUCGACGCCACCGACGUGAACGGCUGCUCGCCGAUCCAGAGCGCCGUGUAUACUGGUGAUGUCAAACUUGUCAAAACUCUCAUCGACGCUGGUGCCGACUUAGAUAACCAGAAUCGCCUAGGUGCCACGGCACUUCAUGAUGCGAUUCUUUGCGGUAGUGAGGAAAUGGUCCAACUGCUGUUGACCCAUGGAGCUCGCGUUGACAUUGAAAUCAAAAAUCAAAGCGACACGGCCCUGCACUGGGCCUUGUAG
Molecule: messenger RNA, 852 nt
Organism: Nasonia vitripennis (jewel wasp)
Lineage: Eukaryota; Metazoa; Arthropoda; Insecta; Hymenoptera; Pteromalidae
Product: putative ankyrin repeat protein RF_0381
Exons: 1
Coding region: 1-852 (283 amino acids)
Molecular function (GO): protein binding
Source: RefSeq, a predicted model, not a curated record